Biomphalaria glabrata is the source of this 1159-nucleotide messenger RNA. RefSeq lists its product as uncharacterized. The coding region runs from base 208 to 963 and encodes 251 amino acids. The record is from RefSeq and is a predicted model, not a curated record. The transcript has 3 exons. NCBI's taxonomy places the organism in Eukaryota, Metazoa, Mollusca, Gastropoda, Planorbidae.
CCUGAAAAGGCAAUAAGAACAAUAGUAAAACGUAGCACAGAGUCACGCGUGGACUGCUGGCGCCACCUAGCGGUAGGAGGAAUAGUAAACAGUUCUCUCCCUUCAACUUUCCAGACGUCAAGAGUAAUUUGAUUGCUUUUUGGCAGAGUCGAAGGGAUGACUUAGAUAACCCAACAGGACGAGUGUCCGGGUCUGAUCCACUCCACUAUGUCCAGUUACUAUUACAAGGUGACCCCUCCACCCAAGCCGCCGGUCAUGAUUGGCACAAAGAGAAUCAGUCAGGAAGAGCUGGUAGACGUAGUGGCCCGUCUGUCCAGGCCAAGCAGUGCCAAGAUGUCUGGUUUAACGAACUCACAGCAGACGACGAGUUCACGCUUCAAGAAACGAGUUGAACUUGACCUUGAAAGAUUCCUGCGGCGAAUACAGAGGCCCACGUUGUCCCACCAACUGUCUCGGCAGAGAGCGGAGACGACGAUGGAUUCCGACAGCCGGCCCGCCACGGCCCCGAGGCCCCUGAGCCGCGUGGAACUGGACAAGGUGCUGACCCAGCUGUCGAGGUCCACCGCGGCCAGCCGGGCGAAAAGUGCCGUGGAGUGUCACUUGUGCGGUGAGCGAGACAGGGAGCUCAACAAACAGCUCGUCCCCUUUGUCUACCCCCACGCCGACGACCGGGCAGUGAGCGAGGAAGAAGCUGGGGCCAUCGUGGCCAGGGUCAGCUCGGCCACCAAGUCCAGCGAGAGGGGCGGGGCUGCGCCGUGUCCGCGGGUGCCUCCCGACCUGGACGCUGUCCACGCCCUGUCGCGCGAUUUACCUCUGCUCUCUGGCCUGCGUCGCAGCAAAAGUGUGGCAGAAGUAGUGCAUAGACUCUACAGCAGCCAGGGUCGACACGGUCUUAAUCAGGGACGUCGCCCUCAUAAGUUCACCCCUCAAGCUACGCCUAUAUCAGGACCAAAGACAACUUAGCUAUACUCUUAUUGUACAUUACUUAGCUAGAAUGUUACUGUACAUUACUAAGCUACAUAUAGGCCUACGACUGUGUUGUUUCAUGUAUUUAAAUAUUUAACAUGUAAAUUUAUUUAUUGAAUAUUGUUGUAUAUAAUAAUGCAAUCGUCAAACAAGAUUUUGUUGUGUUGAAAAUAAAGGUACAGUAAUAUUAUAA